GGGAGCAGCCGGGGUGAAGGCGGGUGCGCUGCGGGCUCCUGGCAGGGAUGGACCCUCCCUGAGCAAGAUGAGGGUGUUCUGGAGGGAUGGAGGGUGCGGCAGGAGCUCCGUGGCACUGCAAGGGGCUGAGCAGAUGGGGCUGAUCCCUCCGUGCCCCUGCCGUGACCGAAGGUGUCCCCGCCGCAGGUGCUGCUCCCCGGGACCUUCCAGAGCUGGGGGAACGCGGAGGGGCCAUGGGGGCUGUCGGCAUCCUGGGCUGGCUGCUGCUGCUGCUGCUGCCGGUGCCCCAGGUGGCAGGUGCCCGGCCCUGCAUCCCCAAGGAUUUUGGGCACGGCUCGCUGGUCUGUGUCUGCAAUGCCACCUACUGUGACACGCUGGACCCCCUGGUCGUGCCAGCCCCCGGCUCCUACGUCAAGUACGAGAGCAGCAAGGCCGGCAAACGGCUGGAGCGGAGCGAGGGGAAAUUCCAGAGCAGUCUGAGCACCCGAGGGCUGCUGCUGACGCUCAACAUCUCCACGCUGCACCAGCACGUGAAGGGCUUCGGAGGGUCCCUCUCCGAUGCUGCUGCCAUGAACAUCCUGAAGCUGUCCCAGCCAGCCCAGGACAACCUGCUGCGCUCCUACUUCUCCGAGAGCGGGAUCGAGUACAACCUCAUCCGGGUCCCCAUGGCUUGCAGCGACUUUUCCGUGCGCCCCUACAGCUACGAUGAUGUCCCCAACGACCACGAGCUGAAGCACUUCAGGCUGGCGGACGAGGACGUGAAGAUGAAGAUUCCCCUCCUGCGCCGAGCUUUGGCCAUGAGCAAGCGGCCGUUGCUGCUGUUUGCCAGCCCCUGGACCGCCCCAGCCUGGAUGAAGAGUAACGGGGACGUCCGUGGGAAAGGGACUCUGAAGGGGAAGGCAGGGGACAAGUACCACAGGACCUGGGCCAACUACUUCAUCAAGUUCCUGGAUGAAUAUGCAAAACACAACGUGACCUUCUGGGCGGUGACGGCACAGAACGAGCCGCUGGCGGGGCUCUUGACGCCCCCCCAGGCCCCCACCAUCGCCUUCACGGCCGCACAGCAGCGGGAUUUCAUCGCCCAGGACCUGGGCCCCGCGCUGGCCCGCAGCCCCCACCGCACACGGCUCCUGAUGCUCGACGACCAGCGCAUCCACCUCCCUCACUGGGCCAAAGUGGUCCUGGGAAAUGCCACAGCUGCUCGUUAUGUGGCUGGCCUGGCCGUCCACUGGUACCUGGAUGCCAUUGUCCCACCUGGCUGCAGCCUGGAGGCCACCCACAAGCUCUUCCCUGACCAUUUCCUCCUCUACACGGAGGCCUGCACCGGCUUCUUCACCUUCCGCUUCGCCGUGUCCCUGGGCUGCUGGGAGCGGGGAGACCACUACAGCUACAGCGUCCUGACGGUCAUGAACCACUUUGUGUCUGGUUGGACCGACUGGAACCUGGUCCUGGACCUGGAGGGAGGCCCCAACUGGGUCAAGAACUUUGUGGACAGCCCCGUCAUUGUGGACGGCAGCAAGGAUGUUUUCUACAAGCAGCCCAUGUUCUACCACCUGGGGCACUUCAGCAAGUUCAUCCCCGAGGGCUCCCGGCGGGUGGGGCUGCACAGCAGCGGCCGCUGCCUCCUCUGCCAGCUGGAGCACGUGGCCGUCCUGCGCCCCGACGGUGCCCUUGUCCUGGUGGUCCUCAACAGGUUUGGCCGGGAUGUGCCCUUUGGAAUCCAUGACCCCGCCAUGGGGUUCAUUGAGACUGUGGCUCCAGCUCACUCCAUCCAGACCUACCUGUGGCGCCAGCAGUGAUCGCCAGGGGAGUGCUGGGGGGCUCAGGGGGGCUCUGGGGGUCAACCCUUCCUCCAUCCUUUCCAGCAUCCCUCAAGGGUGGAAGCAGAAGGUGACGCUUUGCUGGGAGCGCAGCCCCUGCACGAGGGGCUCCGUGCGCUCCUGGCACCGGGACCUGCUGCUUCCCAGCCUCCCCUCCCUCCCGGCGCUCCCCAUCCCCCUGGAAGUUCCCUCUGCACCGUCUCCUGGAGCACACUUCCACACGUGGCCCCCUUGAAACCUUCGCGUGUGUCGCGGGCGCCAAGUAAAGCCAUGACGCGCUCCCUGCGGAAUGCGCCCUUCCCGUCAGCGUUUCCUCUACGCGCUCGGAAAUCGCUCGGUUUUCCUCGGCGGGGCCAGGGCUGCCCCGGGGGCUCCGGCCCCCGUGGCCUGCGGGUGGCUCCUUGUUUAUCCCUGCAGCUGGAGCCUCCGCUGCUGCCAGCCCUUGAUUCGUUCCAUAUGUGCUGUUGGUUUUCCCCAGCUUACUUUUUUUGGGGGAAUUAAAAAAGAAAAAAAAAAAAAAAUCCAAAUGUCAGACGCUGUCGGAAAGGCAGAGUAAAUGAUAUCAGUGUCCCCAGCCACCAAAGCUUACGGACGAAUUAGGCUGGUGCCACCUCUCCAGGGUGGCCUCUGGACAGAGUCCCCUCUAUUCUGGCUGUGGCCAA
This is a messenger RNA of Pyrgilauda ruficollis (rufous-necked snowfinch), 2482 nucleotides long. Its product is annotated as lysosomal acid glucosylceramidase-like. Gene Ontology annotation, molecular function: glucosylceramidase activity. The record is from RefSeq and is a predicted model, not a curated record. Gene Ontology annotation, biological process: glucosylceramide catabolic process. Lineage: Eukaryota; Metazoa; Chordata; Aves; Passeriformes; Passeridae. The coding region runs from base 234 to 1799 and encodes 521 amino acids. The transcript is spliced from 10 exons.